AUGCAUGCUCAAGAAAGUUCUAUAGCCCCUGUGUCAUCCAUGAUAGAAUUUCUUAAUGCAAAUGGCGUUGCUUCAUUCAGUGAGACUGCAACAGUUUUAGUGAAACUGAUAUUAGUUAUCAGGGGCGGAUCUAGGGGGAGGGUGCAGGGGGUGCGCACCCCCACCUGAGAUGACCGACGGUUUUCUAAUACAACUGGUAUUCUGCCAAAAAAAAAAAAAAUGCGGUUUAUUGGUGUUGAAGUAGAGCAAGAGACGAGUGCACUCCCUCCUAAAAAAAAUCCUGGAUCCGCCCCUGGUUAUGCCUGCCACAAAUUCUUUGAGUAAAAGGUCUUACAGUGCCUUAAAAAGAAUCGAGAAUUACCUUAGGUCUACCGUGACGUAA
Molecule: messenger RNA, 382 nt
Organism: Porites evermanni
Lineage: Eukaryota; Metazoa; Cnidaria; Anthozoa; Scleractinia; Poritidae
Source: the annotation of a GenBank genome assembly